Messenger RNA from Tribolium castaneum (red flour beetle), 2394 nucleotides. RefSeq names its product Neurospecific receptor kinase (gene Nrk). Bases 139 to 2049 code for a protein of 636 amino acids. Gene Ontology annotation, molecular function: Wnt-protein binding; transmembrane receptor protein tyrosine kinase activity; ATP binding. Gene Ontology annotation, biological process: positive regulation of neuron projection development; multicellular organism development; positive regulation of kinase activity. The transcript is spliced from 4 exons. Gene Ontology annotation, cellular component: signaling receptor complex; plasma membrane. The record is from RefSeq and is a predicted model, not a curated record. Lineage: Eukaryota; Metazoa; Arthropoda; Insecta; Coleoptera; Tenebrionidae.
AUGGGGUCGUAGCCGCUCCUUUUUUGGCAACAUUUUGACAGUUUAAUGAAAUUGUUUAUAAUUUAAAAGUAGAAAUGUGAUUAGUGGAUCAGGAGUACCAAAUAAAGUCAAUGACUGGUUUAAUGGAAAAGGAAAAAUAUGUACCUCCUUGUAAUUUUAUUGGUAGUCUUUAGUAUAAGUAAUGGAGAAAUACAAAGUUAUUGUGGGAUUUACGGGGGCAAGAUAUGUGAAAAUUACGUGGGACAUUCGAAGAUGGUGUGGUUCAAUAAUUCGGGAGGUUUUGAGAAUGAGGAGAUAACCAAGGCGCUUUGGAGGGAAGUUAUCGAGACUUUUAAUGAACCUUGUCGCCGAGCAGCUGAAAAAUUGUUAUGUUUCUAUGCCUUUCCUGACUGCUACUUGGGCAACCCUCUUCCACUGUGCCACGAAGAUUGCAUUGCAGUGAAGCAGCUAUUCUGCUACAAGGAGUGGGCACAUAUUGAAGACAGGAAGUCCAAUGGUUUCGUUUUCAAAUCUAGGGGCCACUUCAGAUUACCAGUUUGCGAAAAAUUACCCAAAUAUCAAAUCGUAAAUAACACAGCGACAUGUUCAUACGCCGGCCUCGUGGAGCUAAAAGUGGACGAAAUAACACACGACUGUAUUAAGGGACGCGGUCGUUUCUAUCAGGGCAACGUGAACGUGACCAAAGACGGCCUAGCUUGCCAAAGAUGGGACUCCCAAAAGCCCCACUCGCACAACUCCCCUCCUGACAUUUUCCCCGAGUUGAAAAACUCGGAAAAUUACUGCCGAAACGCCGGCGGCGAGGAAAAGAAACCGUGGUGUUUCACAACGAACUCGUCGGUACGGUGGCAGCAUUGUGACAUCCCCAGGUGUCCCAACUCCACUUCUGAGGAGUCAGAAGAUGCAGCUAUCGCAAUGGACACUUUUCUCUCCCCUUCCUUCCUCAUUAUUUACUCCGUGAUCGGGCUUUUGGGCGUAAUAAUCCUGACUCUACUAAUUUUACUCUGCCAUCGAAUUCACAAACACCGCUUGGGGUACAACCCCACGGACACCGCCGAGGUUAACAUCGACCUGGACAAGUUACCGAGCAACAUGGCCUACCACCGGCACGGCGUAACCCUGAACCCAAAGUUAGAAAAACUCGAAUUUCCCCGCAACGACAUUAUCUACAUCAAGGACUUGGGCCAGGGGGCCUUCGGCCGCGUUUUCCAGGCUAAAGCCCCGGGGCUUGUCUCGGGCGAAGAGUUCACGUUAGUGGCCGUCAAAAUGCUGAAAGACGACGCGUCGGAAGACAUGCAAGACGAUUUUGAAAAAGAAGCGUGUCUUUUGGCCGAAUUUGACCACCCCAAUAUCGUGAAAUUGCUGGGGGUUUGCGCCAUCGGACGCCCCAUGUGCCUGCUAUUCGAGUACAUGGGCAAAGGGGACCUCAACGAAUUUCUGCGACAGUGCUCCCCCAGCAAUUACGUGGUGCGCAGCGUCGUGGACGGCGAAUACGGGAGCAGGGACGUCUUUAAAGACAACCAAUUGAACCACCUGGAGCUGCUCGAAGUAGCGCUGCAGAUAGCGUCAGGAAUGGUCUAUUUAUCUGACCGAAAAUUCGUACACCGGGACCUAGCCACGCGAAAUUGCUUGAUUAACGAGAACAUGGUCGUAAAAAUCGCCGAUUUCGGACUUUCGCAAAAAAUAUAUCUCCAAGAUUACUACAAAGGGAGUGAAAGGGACGCGAUUCCGGUGCGGUGGAUGCCGUUGGAGAGCAUUCUUUACAACAAGUACACGCCAGAGUCGGACGUUUGGGCCUUUGGGGUGUGUCUUUGGGAGAUUUUCUCGUUUGCGUUGCAACCAUACUUCGGGAUGACGCAUGAAGAGGUCGUCAGGUUUUUGAAGGCGGGGAACGUGUUGGCAUCUCCGGAGAACACACCGGCAGCUAUUUACCAAGUUAUGAAGGACUGUUGGGCCCAAAAACCGGUCGACAGGCCGAAUUUUCGCACCAUACAUCAGACGCUCACUAAUAUACAAAGCAACAUGCUCGCGAUGCCCUUGCAGUCGACGUAGUUGUAUAAUGGUCACUUUAUGUUUUGUUUAGGAAAAAUGUGAUAUGUAUAGUUUGGAGACUUGUGUUACUGCACCGCUUAGGUUAUUUUCGUUUCUAAUAAAACCCAUUAUGCAUAAGACUGAUUUUGUAUCCGUUUAGUUUUACUAAAGUGUCAGGGACAGAUGAGAUUGUUAGGACGAAUUUUUUGCGUAGGGGUUACAUGUGUAUAAGUGUUGUGUGUUUUUACCAUUCCUAUUUAAGAGUGCUUGGUAAUAUAUUUAUACCUAACGAAGAAAAAAACAUAUGUUUAAUAUAAAAUGUUUUUUAAAUUUAAUACCUGUGACAAAUAAAACUACUAAAAAGUG